AUGGAGAACGUCAAGGAGUUUGCCGACAUGCCCGCCGAGUUCCUCAAGGAGGGCACGCUGUUCAUCAACCGCUGCACGAAGCCCGACAAGAAGGAGUUCAUCCGCAUCUCGCAGGCCGUCGGCAUCGGCUUCCUGAUCAUGGGCGUCAUCGGCUACAUCGUCAAGCUGGUGCACAUCCCCGUCAACAACAUCCUGGUCGGCGGCUCGUAG
Molecule: messenger RNA, 210 nt
Organism: Boeremia exigua
Lineage: Eukaryota; Fungi; Ascomycota; Dothideomycetes; Pleosporales; Didymellaceae
Exons: 4
Coding region: 1-210 (69 amino acids)
Biological process (GO): post-translational protein targeting to membrane, translocation; protein targeting
Cellular component (GO): membrane; Ssh1 translocon complex
Molecular function (GO): transmembrane protein transporter activity
Source: RefSeq, a predicted model, not a curated record